Molecule: messenger RNA, 993 nt
Organism: Aspergillus pseudotamarii
Lineage: Eukaryota; Fungi; Ascomycota; Eurotiomycetes; Eurotiales; Aspergillaceae
Exons: 2
Coding region: 1-993 (330 amino acids)
Biological process (GO): secondary metabolic process
Source: RefSeq, a predicted model, not a curated record
AUGGUCAGUCUACAACGAGCGCGUCAAGUGAAUAAGUCCGUGCGUGGGCGACGCUCGAAGUUUGUGGCAGUAUUUGUAGGUGGCACCAGUGGUAUUGGCGAAGCAACAGCGAAACAGUUAGCGAAGACAAUUGAGUCUCCCACGAUCUACCUCGUCGGUCGCGACGGAUCAGCCGGUUCGCGGAUAAUACAAGAGCUUAAUACGUUGAACCCCCAUGGAACAUUCGAAUUCAUUAAGUCAGAUGUAUCACUCCUCCGCGAAGUUGAUGCCACCUGUCAAGCGAUUAAAAGCAAAGAGCGCAUGGUGGACCUGUUAUUCAUGACACCGGGCCACUUAGCGGCGCGAAAAAAUGAUACAGUGGAAGGGCUCGACAACAACCACGUGCUCCGCUACUAUGCCCGAAUGCGAUUCAUCUACAACCUCCUCCCUCAACUAGAAGCUGCGGAGUUUCCUGCCAGAGUAGUCAGUGUGCUAGCGGCAGGGAGAGAGGGUGAAAUCGAUGAAAGCAACUUUGAUCUCCAGGUCUCGUUCUCCUUUGGCACUGCGGCGACGUACGGGGCGACCAUGAACUCAUUGGCGAUGGAAUAUCUGGCAGCCAAACACCCUUCUGUCACUUUCAUUCACAUAUUUCCCGGAGCUGUACAGACACCCUUGAUGAAGUCGAGCUUUGGAUACAUACUAGGGUCGAUGAUUGGCCUUGUGACCAAGCUGAUGUCGAUAUCGGAGAAGGAGAGCGGGGAGCGCAAUGUCUUCAUUGCCACAUCCACUGCUUAUCCGCCCGCAAUUAGCGCGAGAGAAAUGUCAGCUGAUGGUGUUGGGGUCGCAGUAGCAUCGACAGGCAAAACUGGUGGUGGCUCGUAUCUGCUUAAUUAUGACGGAAAGGACGUGACGAACCAGACGUUGAUGAGGAACUAUCGCGAUAGGGAGUACUUGACAAAGCUAUGGGAUCACACAUUAGACAUAUUUCAGAGGGUCCUUGGAUCCACUACUUGA